Messenger RNA from Drosophila kikkawai, 7356 nucleotides. RefSeq names its product enhanced adult sensory threshold (gene east). Gene Ontology annotation, cellular component: nucleus. NCBI's taxonomy places the organism in Eukaryota, Metazoa, Arthropoda, Insecta, Diptera, Drosophilidae. The record is from RefSeq and is a predicted model, not a curated record.
AUCACCACCACCAACCGCAGUUCGUGGAGGCAACGGCAACGGAGCAACAGCGGCGGCCAUCAUAGGAGCAGCAACGUCAGCAGUAGCUGCCCAGGGCCCCUCGAGGAUGUCCAGCCGGAAGCCAGGCGGUGGUAAUGGUGGUGCCACCCUGGAGGACAAUGCCAGCGUGGAUAAUCCGGCCAGCAGCGGGGAGGAGGAGUCCUCAACGGGUGUCGGCGAAGAGUUAGCCAAGCCAUCAUCAUCAUCAUCGCCUACUCCCACGCAUGUGGAGGCGACAGCACCAGCUGAGGCUGAUGUGGACAGCGUACAGGAGGCCAAGGAAUCCUCCCCGGCACCCAAGACCCUUGCAGCCAACAUCAGCAGCAGCACCACAAUUACCAGACGCACGCCCACGCCCACUCUAACGCCCACCCACAGCGAUGGUGUGGCGAUCAAGAGCGUGCGCAUCACCCGGCACUCAUCGCCUCUACUGCUCCUCAGCUCGCCCACGACCUCGCGACGUGAGGUCAGCAGCGCCAGCGAUGCAGCAGGAUUGGACGGUGAGGAGCCGAAGAGCUCCGUGGAGCGUUCGCUGGCACCCGUCAUACGCGGGCGCAAGUCCAUCAAGGAUCUGAAAGAAGCCAAAGAAGUCAAGUCCGAGGAGACGACAGCAGAGCUGCCACCCAAGGAGGAGCCCCUGGCCGAGGGCAGCGAAUACCAGGAGUCGUCAACCCAGCCAGCCACGGACGAAAAAGACCACAAAGACAUAAAAGACAAGGAGAAGGAGAAGGAUAAAGAAAAGGAAAAGGAGCCAGUGACGCCCACCACUUGCAAUCGUGUCACCCGAAAAUCGCAUGCCCAGGAGCAGGCAAACAACACCCGAGUCACUCGCAAUCGUCGCCAAUCAUCUACAGUUGGUCCCAUUACCUCAGCCGCCACCUUGUCCGCUGCCAUUGCCGCCGCCGCUGCCACAUCCUCUGCCGCCGGGACUGAGCAGCCAACACCGUUGCCGCCUGCCCGCGGACGACGUAAGAAGCCAGUGGCUGCUGCUGUGGUGCCAGCAGCAAAACGGAAACGUUCCGAGGAUAAUGAUAGCAUCGCUGAUCCAGAGGCCAGCAGUGCCGCCAAGUAUAGCAAGGUGGUGGUGGUGGUCAAGUCAGAGGACACGGGAGAACCGAAUGAUGAGGAUGCAGCCGCUGCUAACCUGGCAGGAGCCAUCAAGCAAGAGCCCAUGGAUGCCAGCGAUGUUGUCUCCAUACCAUCGCCUGCAGUUACACCCACACCCGCCCCAUCCGGUCGACGGGGACGGGGUCGCCCGCAGAACAGAAACUCCACAUCGCCGGCAACGUCGACAUCGACCACAACCACACGAGCCACGCGUCUGAGCAAGGCCGGUUCGCCGGGAAUAGUGGCCCAGGAACCGGCGGCACCACCAAAGCGACGGCGGGUUGGCUCCAACACGCGGAAGACUGCCUCGGCCAGUUCGCUGGCACCCAGCUCGCAGGGCGGUGCCGGGGACGAGGACUCCAAGGAUAGCAUGGCCUCGUCUAUGGAUGAUCUGCUGUUGGCUGCCGCUGACAUCAAGCAGGAGAAGCUGACGCCGGACUUUGAUGAGAGCCUGCUAACGGAGAGCCUGCCCUCCACAUCGGCUGCCUCGAUUGCCUCGGUUUCUUCGGCCAAUGGUCAUUCCUCCUCCUGCAUUGAACCGCUCACCGUGGAUACAGAGAGCAGCAGCAGCAGCACCAAUAAGACCGCAGAUCCUACAAAAGUCAAGGAGUCGUCGCCAACGUCAGCAGCAGGAGCAACAUCAUCCGUUGACUCCUCCUCACCCCCCUCAAAGCCAGCCACACAGCAGGAGGGAUCUCCGGCAGCAGCAGCAGCAGCGGGGAAGGCUGCAUCGCUUAGUCCGGAGAUGAUAAGCGAGGGUGUGAGUGCUGUCAGCGUGCGAAAGUUCUACAAGAAGCCAGAGUUCCUUGAGAAUAACCUGGGCAUUGAAAAGGAUCCGGAGCUGGGCGAGAUUGUGCAGACGGUGAGCGGCGGCGGCAGUACCAAUGCUGUGGAAGGGGAAACGGAUGUUGAAACGGCUGCUGAGACGGCUGCUUGCGACGAAGACGUAGCUAUCCCAUCGCCACAGCCAAAAACCGAAGUGGAACUGGCCAAGGUGGAGGUGGAAAAGUCCAGCCAUGAGAAAACCAUGGAGCAGAAAGCCGAGGAAGCCGAAACUGAAGAGGAAGCUGUGCCCGAACCAUCCACGGAUGAUGUUACCGCUGAGAUAACACCACACCAAGCCGAGAUUGAAGGUGAUCUGGAGGUCUCCUCAUAUUCAAAUAACUCGCUAAAGGCAGGUCAACUUCGUCUGGAUGAGAGCACUGAAGGUGGUGCCGCUGAGGUGCUGCUGGAAGAGGAAGAAGAAGGUAGUAGCCUCCUAGUCAACGGCGAUGAAGUACCACCUGCCGAGUUGGAGGAAAAGCCAAUUCAGCUAGAGGAUCAGGUACAAGUGGAGACACAACAAAAGCCCGAGGAUUACGAUGACUUUGAAAACGAGAUCAUGGAGGAACUGGCGAAGGAGGGUGUCCUUGAUGCCAGUGGAAAUGCUCUGAGCCAGCAGGCGGCGGUCGAAACCAAAAGCCGCGACAGUGAUCCCUCGCCCGUCGUUGACGAAAUGGUGGCCAUGGAGGUGGAUGAAUCCUACAUCGAUAUGAAGCAACAGGCGGAGCAGCUAUUGGCCGAGCAUCUCGCCUCGGACACAGAUGACUGUUGUCCCGAGGAGAACAAGGAGAAUUUUUCCACGACGCCGGCAGAUGCAGCCAGCGGUGGCAGUGCCGAGGGUCUUGUAGUGGUGGAUAUACCCCUGACACUCAAGGAUGAAGUCACUGAAGACGAAAAGCCAUUGGUUGAUGAACAAAAGCCGGAGCUGCCACCUCUAAAGCUGGCGCUGCACAUAGAAAAGGAGGAGAAGGCGGCGAAUGGCAAAAAGGAGGAAGAGUCAUUGGAGGACGUGCUGCAGCAGCAGCAGCGCCGGGAACAGGAGAUCCACCUGCAUAACCUGGGUCUGUUGACGCACCAGGCGGCCGAACAGAGACGUCAGGAUCUGCAGGAGGCGCACACGCGCCAAGCGCAGCUGCACCAGAAGCAGCAGCAGCAGCAUUACCACCAGCAUGGUCAGCAGCAUCUCCACCAUCAUCACCAGCAGCAGCAGCACAAGCGACAGGGAGCGCGUGGAGGCGGUCCAAGUAGCGCUGCCCAUGUGGAAUCCAGCGGCACCCUGAAAACCGUCAUCAAGCUAAAUAGAAGCAGUAAUGGUGGAACAGGCGGCACCGGUGGCUUGCCCACUGGUACGGUCAUCCAUGGCGGCGGCGGUGGUGGUGGUGGUUCCUCCUCCGCCUCCUCAACGUCCACCUCAUCCUCGGUGGGCAGUGCCACACGCAAAUCGAGCGGUGUUUUGGGCUCUGGAACAGGAGUUGGAGCAGGAGCAGUGGCCGGCGUACGUCGGCAAUCGCUUAAGAUGACAUUCCAAAAGGGUCGGGCUCGUGGUCAUGGUGCCGCCGAUCGAUCCGCUGACCAGCAUGGCGCCCAUGCCGAGGACUCGUACUACACCAUACAGAAUGAGAACGAAGGUGCGACCAAGUCCAGUGUAACUACCGAUUCCUCCCACUCCGAGGGUCAGGGACAAGCGGAGCACGGCUUCUAUCAGAUGGUGAAGAAGGACGAGAAGGAGAAGAUUCUCAUACCGGAGAAGGCCUCAUCGUUCAAGUUCCAUCCGGGCAGGCUGUGCGAGGAUCAGUGCUAUUACUGUAGCGGCAAGUUUGGACUCUACGACACGCCCUGUCAUGUGGGCCAAAUAAAGUCCGUGGAGCGUCAGCAAAAGAUUCUAGCCAACGAGGAGAAGCUGACGGUGGACAAUUGCCUGUGCGAUGCCUGCUUCCGUCAUGUGGAUCGUCGAGCCAAUGCACCCUCCUACAAGAAGCGUCUCUCGGCACCGGGACACCUGGAAACGGGCAUUGGCAAUUCUGGGGCAAUGGAUAAACAUUUUGCCGGUGGUGAACAUGGCAUCAUUCCAGAGGGAGCAGGUGAAUCAGGUGCUACAGCUGCAGGAACGAGUGGACAGAAUCGUAACUGUGCCGUCAAGGAUUGCAUUGAGACGGCGGGACACUCGCUGCGACGCAAAUGCAUACGAAAGAGCAUGAAAAAGUUUCAGCUUAGCCUGGAGAUACCCGCUGGCACCUCAAAUGUGUGGCUAUGCGAAUCGCACUACAAUACGGUCAUCCAGUUCUCUGGUUGUGUUCUCUGCAAGCGGCGGCUGGGCAAGAAUCACAUGUACAACAUAACAACGCAGGACACGGAUCGGCUGGAGAAGGCCCUGGCCGAGAUGGGCAUACCGGUGCAACUGGGCAUGGGCACGGCCGUCUGCAAGCUGUGCCGCUACUUUGCCAAUCUCCUAAUGAAGCCCCCAGACAGCACCAAGUCCCAGAAGGCCGAGUUUGUCAAGAACUACAGGAAGCGGCUCCUCAAGGUGCACAAUCUGCAGGAUGGCAGCCAUGAGGUGUCCGAGGCGGACGAAGAGGAGGCCGUUGCCGCCUCCAAGGCUGCUGAGGCCGCCGGUGGUCACGAGGAGGAGGAUACCCAUGAGCUACCCAUGGUGGUGGACGAUGAUGGACACACCGAUUCCAAUUCGAGCAGCUCCUCUCUGACGCCGCUGGACAACAGCAAGCAAAUGUCCAAGCUGCAGGCCAUUCUCCAGCAGAAUCUUAGUGCAGGAGGGGAUGCAGCGGCAUCCGGCUCCGGCUCAACCACAGCCGUAGGCGGAGAAAGUGGCUCUUCCGGUUCAGACAUUUCAAAUGUUUUGCGCGGCAAUCCAAACAUCUCCAUGCGUGAACUCUUCCACGGCGAGGAGGAGCUGGGCGUGCAGUUCAAGGUACCCUUUGGCUGCAGCAGCAGUCAACGCACACCCGAGGGCUGGACGCGUGUCCAGACCUUCCUGCAGUACGAUGAGCCAACGCGACGGCUGUGGGAGGAGCUGCAGAAGCCGUAUGGCAACCAGAGCUCCUUCCUCCGUCACCUGAUACUGCUGGAGAAGUACUAUCGCAAUGGGGAUUUGGUCCUGGCCGCCCAUGCCUCAUCCAAUGCCACCGUUUACACGGAGACAGUGCGUCAGCGUUUAAAUUCCUUUGAUCAUGGUCACUGCGGGGGAUUGGGAGCAGCCUCGGGCUCCGGCAAACGCAGCGGAAUACCACAACCUACAAGCGGUUCGGUUUUGGCCACUGCGCUCACCACUCCCCAGGCGGCCGCCGGCCACUCAACGUCCUCCUCCUCCUCGGCGGCAGCAGCCAGUCCAGCGGUUGAGCCAACGGAUCCCAUCAUACCACUCGUGGAGCUCAACGAUGACGAUGAUGAGGAUGAUAAUGACGAAGGCAUGACCGGCGAGGAUGGAGCCUCAGCACCUACCACAAGCCUGGACGAUAGCGAGUCGGAGGUAACGCCACUGGAACGCCUUAGCACGGUCUCCGUGGACAAGCUGACCAAGCAGCUCAGCUCCAAUGCGGUCACGAUUAUAGCUCGGCCCAAGGACAAGUCGAGCAAUGCCACAAGUUCCACCUCCAGCCCCUCAUCAGCAGCAGCAGCAGCCGCUGCAUCCUCCUCGGCCGAGGAGGUAGUGGUAACCAAGACCACCGCCACCACAGCACCAGCAGCAGCAGCGGCGACAGGAGGAACACCCGCCCAGUCCAAGGAUGCACCGCCGCUGGUGCCCACCAUUGGUGGUGGCAACAGUCGCAGCAUACUCAAGACCAAUCUUUUGGGCAUUAACAAGGCGGCCGUGGAGAUUGUGCCGCUGUCCUCCUCCUCUUCAUCCGCCUCUGCCUCCGCCUCCUCAUCCGCCUCAUCCACUGCCACGACAGUCUCCUCGAUGGAGAGAUCAUUGUUUAAGAUAACUCAGGAAGACAAGUUGUUGAAGGGCAAGCUAGCCGGGCUGCUGUGUCUGCAAAGCAAGCUGAAGGAGCAGGAGCAGCAGCUGCAGCAGCAGCAGCAGCAGCAGGGAGCAGCUGCUGGUGGCUCACAGAAGGUAACCAGUGUGGCGCAGCUUUUAAGCUCGCCGCCCGAGCUGAUAAGCCUUCAGCGUCGUCGGACAAGCGGGAAUGCUCCAGCGGGAUCAACAUCAUCAUCAUCGAACAGCCUGCUAGGGAAUCUGCAUGGCAAGAGGCUACAAUUGCCACGGUUGCCGGCAGCAGGAGGUGGAGGAGGACCUGUUGCGGGAGGAGGAGGUCGCGGAGGAGCAGGAGCUGGACCUGGAGGACCUGGAGGAGCAACAGCACCGCCACCACCCAAUGUGGUCAAGCUGCCGGACACUCUAACGCCGCAGGAGCGGCACGAGAGCAAAAGUUGGAAGCCCACGCUGAUACCGCUGGAGGAUCAGGUGCCAAACAAGUCGCAUGCCCUCUACCAGACCGCCGAUGGCCGGCGAUUGCCAGCUUUGGUGCAGGUGCAAUCCGGCGGCAAGCCAUACCUCAUCUCCAUUUUCGAUUACAAUCGCAUGUGCAUUCUGCGACGGGAAAAGCUGCUGCGAGACCAGAUGCUGAAGGCCAAUGCCAAGCAGAAGCAGAACAAUCAGCAGCAGGGACAGUCGCAGCAGCAGCAGCAACAGCAGCAGCAUCAGCAGGGGCAUGCCGCCUCGGUGGCCGCCUUCUCCAACAUGGUGAAAAUGGCCCAGCAGCAGACGGCGCGCCAACAGCUACAGCAGUUGCAGCAGAAACAGCAGCAACAGCAGCAGCAGCACUUGCCCACCCUGCAGCCGGGUGGUGGAGCUGCCGCUGCGGCUGUACGACUGGCCAGACUGGCACCCAAGCCAAUGCCACCGCUAACCAACCCGCAAAUAGGCAGCCAGGCGCCCAAUUUCCAGCCUCUGCUGCCCAAUCCCCUGGACAACAGCAACAACUCCUGGCUGUGGAAGAACUUUCCGGAUCCCAACCAGUAUCUGUUGAAUGGAAAUGGCGGACCUGUGGGAAAUUCUGCCAGCAAAUUGCCACAUCUCACGGCCAAACCGGCCACGGCAACAAGUAGCGGCGGAGGAGGAGGAGGAGGAGCAUCAUCAGCUGGUGGAGGCAACAACAAGGGUGGAGGCAAUGGCGGCCUGUAUGCCAUCAAGCUGCAUCAAUUGCAACAGCAGCAACAGCAGAAGCUCAUUGAUAAUGCCAUCAUGUCCAAGAUACCCAAAAGUCUCACCGUAAUACCUCAAGGAGGAGGAGGCGGUGGCAGCAGCAGCAGCGAUAUGGGAGGCGGUGGCAAGGACUGAUGACGGCGAAAGCAAUGGCCACCGGCGUUGGUGGUGGGCACCCGGCGUAGCAGCAGGAUCAACCAGCAGCAGCGGCGAUGACCCAUGGA